AGCAACAACGAACCAAUUCUCUUCCGCAACCCUCUCGUCUCAAUUGACCAAAGCCCAGCAUGUGUGGAAUCUUUGCUUGUCACCAUCACCCCGAUGUGCAAAAGUUCAAGCCGACGGCUUUGCGCAUGGCGAAAGCCGUGCGCCAUCGUGGUCCCGAUUGGAGUGGAAACUUCGUCGAUGACAGUACCAUUCUUGCUCACGAGCGUCUGAGCAUUGUCGGCGUCGACUCUGGAGCUCAGCCCCUGGUCAACGAUGACGGCUCCCUCGCCCUGGCGGUCAACGGAGAGAUCUAUAACCAUCGUAUUCUGCGGAAAAGCCUGAAGACCCCAUACAACUUCAAGACACACUCGGACUGUGAAGUCAUCAUCCCUCUGUACAUGGAGCACGGUCUCGACGCACCCAAGCACCUCGAUGGUAUGUUCUCGUGGGUUCUGUAUGAUAAGAAGCAAGACCGUGUUAUUGCUGCGCGCGACCCAAUCGGUGUCACCAGCUUCUAUUAUGGAACAUCAUGGAAGACUCCUGGAGCCGUGUACUUCGCUUCGGAGCUGAAGUGUCUGCAUCCUGUCUGUGACAAGAUUCUUGCAUUCCCUCCGGGCCAUGUCUAUGACUCCAAGACCGGAGAGUUCACUCGGUAUUUCGAGCCCAAGUGGUGGGACCCCACCAACGUCCCUUCGACACCUCUGGAUCUGAAGUUGAUCCGGGAGACCCUUGAGAAGUCUGUGCGCAAGCGUCUGAUGGCCGAAGUUCCGUAUGGCGUGUUGCUCUCGGGUGGCUUGGAUUCCAGCUUGGUGGCUUCCAUUGCCCAGCGCGAAACCCUGCGUAUGCAGGAAGCGGCCAAGAGCGCUGCCGCCAGCCAGGCUCGCGAGUCGGAACUGGUCGGCAUUGAUGACUCUAACGAGCUUUCGACCGUGACCACCUUCCAGCAGCUGCACUCUUUCUCCAUUGGUCUCCCCGGUGCCCCGGAUACCAAGGCAGCUCUCGAGGUCGCCGAGUUCCUUGGAACCAAGCACCAUGCAUUCACCUUUGAGGUGCAAGAAGGCCUGGACGCGCUUUCCGAUGUUAUCUACCAUCUGGAAACCUAUGACGUGACGACUAUCCGUGCCUCCACCCCGAUGUACCUGCUUAGCCGCAAGAUCAAGGCCAUGGGCGUCAAGAUGGUUCUCAGUGGAGAGGGAAGCGACGAGAUCUUCGGCGGCUAUCUCUACUUCCACGCCGCCCCCAACCGGGAGGAAUUCCACAAGGAGACCGUGAGACGUGUGAAGAACCUGCACCUCGCGGAUUGCCUGAGAGCGAACAAGUCGACAUCCGCCUGGGGUCUGGAAGCCCGCGUGCCUUUCUUGGACAAGAAGUUCCUUGAGGUCUGCAUGGAUAUUGAACCCAAGGAGAAGAUGAUCACCAAGGAACGCAUCGAAAAGUACAUUCUGCGCAAGGCGUUUGACACCAGCGACGAGCCCGACGUGGAGCCUUACCUCCCCGACAAGAUCCUGUGGCGUCAGAAGGAGCAGUUCAGCGACGGUGUCGGCUACAGCUGGAUCGACGGACUCAAGGACAACGCCGAGCUUCACGUCACAGACGAGAUGAUGAAGAACCCCAAGCCCGAAUGGGGUACCGACAUCCCCGAUACCAAGGAGGCGUAUUGGUAUCGCUGCAUGUUCGAUGAGAUCUUCCCGCCUUACUGCGCGUCCACGGUGGAACGCUGGACACCGACAUGGUCGAAACAGACUGACCCUAGUGGAAGAGCUAUUGCAACCCACGUUGCCAAGUACGAAGGCACCGAGUAAUCAUGCAGUCAAUCGCCUUUCUGUUCUUGUCUCUCUCCUUUCUUUUUGGUUUAAAUUCGGAUCCUGCGCCAGUCAUACAGGAAAACUUGUUGGAUGCAUAGAAGAGCGGGAAAAAUCCUAUACCAUGUAUACUGCUAGAUCAUCAAAAUUAAAGGCACCAGCAACCAUUCCAUUUCUUCAUGCUUGUGUCGAUUUCCUCCUUGUUCAUAAUAGACGACAGGUCAGAAUUCUCGGCAUGCUGGAGAUGCUCCUACCUCUCUCUCUCCUCGGGACUGCCCCAUCUGCCAUAUUCCUGUUAUGUGGUAGACGCAGUCUCUUCCAUUCCGUUGCUAUGAAGUCCAAACUAUAGGUACUAAUAGGUACACAACCAUAAAGCAUGG
This is a messenger RNA of Penicilliopsis zonata CBS 506.65, 2161 nucleotides long. RefSeq lists its product as hypothetical. Bases 60 to 1781 code for a protein of 573 amino acids. The record is from RefSeq and is a predicted model, not a curated record. The transcript has 9 exons. Gene Ontology annotation, cellular component: cytosol. Lineage: Eukaryota; Fungi; Ascomycota; Eurotiomycetes; Eurotiales; Aspergillaceae. Gene Ontology annotation, molecular function: asparagine synthase (glutamine-hydrolyzing) activity.